GCUGUUCUCGGCACGGGACCCACUGCCCCAGAGAAGAUAAUGGACUGAUCCAGACUUUAAACGAACUGUUAAAUUUGCUUAUGUUUUCCUCCCUUGCUAUUCAAGGCUAUGGAAAACUUGGCGAGGCUUUCCAGCUUGGCGUCUGCCAAGAGCCACCCGUGAGGAACUUUUCCCAGGAGUGCCUCCAUCAGGCCAGUAGGGUCUUUACGGAAGUCACGUGCUAUGUUUUUUACAUCCCCGUUUUCCGGAAUUCGAGACCAAUGAAACAACAGGUAAACGGAUACGUCCAAGAACCGAUGGCUACCCCUGUCCAGCAGCAACAAACCGGAGGUGAACAACAACAAGAUGUCCUGGUCCAAGAAGAUCACCAGCAGAUCAAUAGCACGGCACACGUAGGAAACAGCGAUGCACAAGAAUUCAGCCUUGCUAUCAAACCGAAAGGACCUCCGCUAUUCAAACUCAGCGCCUUAUACAAAAGCCGUCUAAAGACAUGCAUCUUCCUGCACUUCCUCUUGUUUUUCGUCAUGUUAGCCAAGCUAUCCGAAGACGUCCUCGACAGAAUGGACAUUUUCAUUUUGGAAUUGGAAGAGCUCUUCAUCCCUAAGCCGCUUCCCUUCGAAUACCUGUGGACGGCGAGCAUCAUCUUUGCCAUCCUAGGCCUGAGGGCCUUGUCUCGCAACAGACUAUCCUCCUUGAGGAACUACGCAGCAGGCACCUUCGUUGUCGGCAUCUGUCCAUUGCUCUGUGCCGCCGUAUGGUUUUACCCUGAUGUCGCAGAAUAUGCCGAGAAAAAGCAAGAGGCCCAGGUGGAAAAAUGGCAAGGAAUACCCGUUGGAGUGUUGUGGUACUUCUUCAUUACAGUAGCUCUUCAAGUGCAUUUCUAUUCUAUUUUUUUCGCAUUCAAAUUGAUCAAGAUAUGGCGGGUCAAACUUAAAAGAGUUUGAUUACAUACACGUACUACACUCUCAGACACAGUUGGCGACUUUUAAUAAGGUGAUUUUUUUGUCUGUUCAGAUCUGCCCAUUCUCUUGACGUAAAAGCUGAUCUGUAAGAAAUGAAGCUUAGGGAGAUGGCCAAGUUGUGUUGUAAUUUAUGACCUUACCUUCCUUGUGAUAAACCUAAAAUCUAUGAUGCUCCUGAAGUUCCAAAAGAAUUAAGAUGUUCCCUGAAUACACCAUCCAUCUUUGUCCCCGAAGAUUGUAUCCGAUAUUAUAUGAUGAAUGCGUCCAAAUACAAAAGAAGAAUUCGACAGUGGGAAAUCUUACGGAAACUUGGAUUUUUGAUGCACAUAUUUUGAUGAAAUUUCGUUGGGCGUAUUAGGCAUUGUUUUUAUUCUCUUUCAAUAUGUUUUUACAAAUCAAAACAUAAACUUAGCAAUCACUAUUUAUAAAAAACAAAGAGAUAAUAAAGAAUUUCACAUAUUUCCAUUUGAUACUGUUACUUAAAUUUUCAGCAAGUUCCGAUAUUUACUUUAUAUUUAAAUUUUCAGCUAUAUUUGAAAUGGUCCCUUUUUAUUUAAAAUUAUUUAUUUUAAUAUAGAUAGAGUUAUUACACGUGACCGUUUUUUUAAAAGAGGCCUAUCAAACGAACGAUUUCGAUUCCGAUUCGAUUGAUUAAUCGAGUAAUCCGAUUUAUUGGACAUUUUUUUGCUACUCCUUCCAUUCAAAUGAGCUUCAAGAUCAGGGGAAGAGAUUCUAAGCACCAGCUUAGAACUAAAAGCAGACGAUAAUAUCUGCGAGCUGUCGUUGAAUGAAAAUAUGUUGUGUGAAUAAUUUUUGUUUGUCCGUAGUUAAACUUACAUCAAGCUUCGUUUAUUCGAGGUCGUUUGGAUUAGAAUCAUUGUCAAAAACUUAUUAUUUUAUUUAGACAACCAUUAAAAUGCUCUGUUUUAAAUAAGGGGCACUUAUCUAACGUCAUUGUCAAACUUUCUCAGAUAGAUAUUAUGCCAAAGAGCUUUCAAUUAAUUUAUUAACAAUUUUAUCCGAUGUGAAAGGCAUUAUUAGACUCGUAUAAUGAUGAGUUAAAGACGAAGUGUCUCUUUUCAUUUUUAGAAUAUUAAGUUUCUUAGAAUAUAAUGAGUUGAUUGGAAAUUACUUCUUAUUUAUAAUCGUUAUAAACCAUUUGUCAAAAUGUAAUUCAUAGCUUUGUUAUUUUUUUCAUUUGUGAACAAUGUUUUGAAAUAUAUUUGUGAACAAUAUUCACUCAUUGCUGUUGCAGAAAAAAAGCUCUUGAGAUUUUGAUAGGAAGGUUUUUAUUGUGUAAACUGUGACUUGUGUUCAUUAAUUAUUAUUUGAUCCAUUUUUGACCAGUUAAAGUUUGAUGACUUCUAUGCACUAUUUGUUUGCGUGGCCUAUAUUUUGCUGAUUAUUUCAUUUUGUUUUGAUAUUUUAUGUUCCUUUACCAUUUCAGAGAAAAAGGCUUUAAAAUUAGCUUUGUUUUUAUGUGACACGAAGUUAGUUUUACGAAUUCCAUAUUAUUUAAAAAAGCAUCUACUCUUAUUUUUUUUAUUAAUUGUUAAAAUUAUAUUAUUUAUUUUGCCCAACUUUAAAAAAUAGAAUUCU
This is a messenger RNA of Argiope bruennichi, 2561 nucleotides long. Its product is annotated as protein jagunal-like. The transcript has 2 exons. The coding region runs from base 81 to 944 and encodes 287 amino acids. Lineage: Eukaryota; Metazoa; Arthropoda; Arachnida; Araneae; Araneidae. Gene Ontology annotation, cellular component: endoplasmic reticulum membrane. Gene Ontology annotation, biological process: endoplasmic reticulum organization; vesicle-mediated transport. The record is from RefSeq and is a predicted model, not a curated record.